UUUUUAUUUAUAUUUUUUUAAAAAAAAAGGAGACUAAUUAUGCGGAGAUGUUUUCGCAAAAGUCCUUUCCUUCUUCUACAUUUCUCUCAUGACUGACAUGUGGUUUAAAGGGCCCGUAGCAGAAGCAGUGCAGACUGUAACUACGAAAAAUCUCGUAUUUCUGGUCUUCAUUUACGAUGACUCUGAACAAAGUCAGCAGUUAUACACCACACUCGCCAAUGAACACCUUGUUCAAUUAAUAAAACAAAAAACAGUAGCAUUCAAGAUGCAAAAGAAUUCAGAAGAAGCCGCCAUGUUUGGUCAAUUAUAUCCUAUUUCUCGAGUACCUGUAGUGUAUUAUCUCUUGCAAGGUAUCCUCAAGGAGUUUAGCACCGAGAAUUCAACAAGCGAUGAAAUUAUGCAAAAGAUUAAUACACUUUGUCCCGCACAACCAGUCAAACAACGCGCUGCAACAGACAGGAAAAAUCAGAAUCAACAGUUGAAGAAGGAAAAGAAGGCGGAUGAAGACUAUAAGAGAGAAAUUAAGCAACAAAUUGCCAUGGAUCGUACUGCUUCUUCCUCUAAAAAACCCAAUCCUUCCUCAUCAUCCCAACCAUCAGUACAGGUGAUACAGCACAAUCAAUGCAAUUUAAAUAUCAAACAAUUGGAUGGCACCAGCUUAAAACAUAGUUUCGCAUCUUCGGAUACGCUUGGCCAUGUAUCCCAGUGGAUUGAUGCGAAUAGAACAGAUGGAGAUAUGCCUUUUCAGUUAUUUGCUCAAUUUCCCAACCGAGAUUUCAAUAUUGGAGAUGAACAACAACGAUUGAUUGAUUUGCGACUGUGUCCUAGUGCCACAUUAAUUAUGAAGCCAAUUAAGAAUGCCACUUCUGCCUAUCACCGCCCGAAAAAAUCAAGCGGAUGGCUUGACUCGAUUUAUUCAGCGGGAGAUACAGUCUAUCAGUCUGUCAGUGCGGCUGCUGCCUAUCUAGUGACGCCCACCCAUGCACCCGAGCCAGGACAACGACUUGGUGGUGAAAGUCGAGAAGAAAGGCAAACAUACAAUGGGAACUCUGUAAACCAAGAAAAAAAGUCCCGGGGGUGAGAGACUUUUUUUUUGUUGGGUUUUUUAAUUCUCCCCGUUGCGGGAAGAAAGCUUUUUUUUUUUUUUUUUUUUUUUGCUUUUUUUUUUU
Messenger RNA from Mucor mucedo, 1169 nucleotides. RefSeq names its product ubiquitin-related domain-containing protein. The transcript has 7 exons. Gene Ontology annotation, molecular function: protein binding. NCBI's taxonomy places the organism in Eukaryota, Fungi, Mucoromycota, Mucoromycetes, Mucorales, Mucoraceae. The coding region runs from base 89 to 1081 and encodes 330 amino acids. The record is from RefSeq and is a predicted model, not a curated record.